This is a messenger RNA of Orbicella faveolata, 7164 nucleotides long. RefSeq names its product neuropeptide Y receptor type 1-like. Gene Ontology annotation, biological process: G protein-coupled receptor signaling pathway. Gene Ontology annotation, cellular component: plasma membrane. NCBI's taxonomy places the organism in Eukaryota, Metazoa, Cnidaria, Anthozoa, Scleractinia, Merulinidae. The record is from RefSeq and is a predicted model, not a curated record. Gene Ontology annotation, molecular function: G protein-coupled receptor activity.
UCGUCGUCGACGUCGUCGUUGCUUAAGCUCCCUAUUAUUUGUUUACAACAUUUUAGAUCGUAUUGUUAUAGUUGUCUGGAGGGUAUGUGCUUGCUUCUUUCGUUUCUCUUCCUUCCUUGUUUUUGUCGUUUCCUCCCAGUUGUUUUACGUUCGAAGUUUUCAGCUCGAAAAAGUGGAUUAGUCUUUUAUGAGAUAUCAAUGGCGUGUUCCUUGAUCCACCCCGAUUUAAUUUAGGUAUGGCGUCAUUUUUGGGCGGUACAAAAUUUACUAUUUAACCCGAAGGAGGGAACUGUAAUUACUAGGCUGAAAUCAAUAGCUACCACACAGUCAGUAAUUUGCCCGUGCACUAUCGGGACCGAGUGGCUGAGUGUGGGAUAGAUUUCAAACAGAGCUAAACGAAACACAAGGCGCCAUGUUUGCAAUUAAAACGACUGCCUGAUAAAGUGACCAAUUUCCAGAUAUAUUAAGUUCUUACAUGGCUCCGAGACUUGGACGAACAAAACAAAGAAACUAAUUAUAAUCCCUCAAUCCCGAUCCGAUUUCUUUUGUUUCAUUCCUUAAGCCCCGGAGUCAAGUUAGUCGUGGCGGCGCCAAGCUGGAAUUUUCAAUAACAUAUCGAAACUGACCUGAUACUUCCUAAGGACCGACAUGCGAUAUAUGACCUAACCCUGAAGAAGAUAGCAACUGACUCGUGGUUGACUGUGGUUUCACAGUUUUUGUAGCUGUAAAUUAAACACUGCCUUUGAGCUUAAAUUGUGCCUGAUGAAAUGAAAAACGAGUGACAUGUUUGUAAAUUGAAAGACUAGCACAUAUACGAAAUGAGUUCAAAACUAUUUAUUUCAAUAUUUUGUAUGUUGAGCGAGAACACGAGCACUUCGCUGCUAUAGCAACCAAAUGUGACGUCACUCGUAAAUACCCUAUGCACAUUUGAAAUAGUUAAUCUUUAGGUUCCAUUGUCUUAUCAACUGCAUAAAAUUUUUUGCGAACCCAAUUUGAGCUGCACAAAAAAAAGCGUUAUGAGGACAAAAUCACAAUCGGGCAAGAAGUAGCGCGGCAGUAUGGUUAAUUUCAUCGAUCAACGUUCUCCUCAACGCCUUCUCAUAUGGUUUCAUUAAAUUUGGAGCUCGAUAUCCUUUUGCAUAAAUGAAACAAAUAAGUUACACUCAAUAGCUUUCUUAUUAUUUUCAAUCGUGGUUUAAAAUCUAAAAAAUUUCAAGAGAGUCUCAAUGGGUUGGUGGCUUUUACGACUAAGGUUAAUAUUUUGGCCUUAACUGCUAUGGGUCUUUUAUUUUCCUUACGGUUAACACAAACCUCAGAUAUUAAUUACCAUCGUUUUAAGAAGUUAAAAAUUAAUUUUCAUCAUAUAAAAAGGGCGAAAAAUUAUUUCGAUUACUGUAAAACAUGCUAAAGGUCUGAGGACCAUUUCGGGAUAGAAAAAGUAUUGUACAUGCAUAAUCUGUAAGAAUUGUAAACUAAUAUAGUUACUACCAAGCUCCCGGCUCAGUUUCCCUGCACUAUACAAGACGAGACACAAAAACGUCUUUACAAAAAAUCAUAUGAGACUUCAACUUUAUUGGCCAAAUUGGUUUUACGGUUAAAAUUGUUUACGGCUAACGGUUAAAAUUUUCCAAUUUUUACUCCUAAGGGACUUGUCAGAAAUUAGCAGGGGGAAGGGGUGGGGGAGGGAGCUGGAGGUUUUCAGUUAAGCGAUGAAAAUGAAAUGACCCUUCCAAGGUAAGGGAUGAAAAUGUCCUGACCCUCCCCUGAAACUCGCCCUAAAAUUCCAUGACCUUCCCCUGGAUAAUAAAACGUCCGAAUUUUAUAUACAGUGGUAAAAGUACUUUUAAUCAUGAUGGCAGCACUGCUGAUGGUGAUGCUGUCAGAGAGAUCAGUUCUUCUGAGUGAUAUAUAACAAUUGAUAUACUAAAGAAAGCACAGUGAGCCGUUUUAUAAAUUUGGGUUUUGCAUUUAUACUUUCAACAGCUUGUCUUUUUAAUACGUCAGGGAAAAAUUGCAUGCCUUCAUUUUCAUACAUACUUUGUUAUCUUGUAAAACAUAAUAUUAAAGCAUCCCUUUACGAUAAUGAUGGCUUAAUUUCUUGUGACCCUUCCUCUUUUCCUGUCAUUUUUUUUUCAUAACCCUCCCUUUUAUGCCUGCAACGCCUGCAAAGCCUGUAAUGCUGUUCAAACUUUAAAUUUUGAUUUAAGUUGAACUGUGACCCCCCUGUUUUUCACCCCCUCCCCCCUGUUAAUUUCUGACAGAUCCCUUAGGCCUAAAUUUUUAGCCUCUUAGUACGGCUAGCCCCCAUUGAGACCCUCUUUCCAGACGAAAACCCAAGGGGACGGUUACUUAAUUUUAAACACGUAUGUUUAAAAUUUUUUCUGAGACCCUUAAAGACAUAUUACGUGUGUCAUGUUGACAGCGUUUUACUUAAGAUGCUUUUAGUUUUCUUCAAACUGGACAUGUACUCAUUUUCAAUUUAGACGAAUAAUGCAAUUUUGAAUGAAGCAAGCAAACAAAGAUACAAAGGUGCUGGAUGAGUGUCUCUGUCAUAGUUUUUCCUCUUAUUUAUUUUACUUCCUGGCCGUGUGUAAACUGAUUCAUCAUCACGCUAUGUUUCUGUGGCUAAGCCCCAUUUGAGAAAUAAACAAAUACAGUCGAAACAGUCGGCCACCUCUCUACAACGGCUACUUUUAUUUUUGUCCUGGUGGGUGGUCUAACCUACAACGGCCACCUCUCCACAACGGCAACGGCCACUAUAAAGCGUCCCAGCCGCCAAAAUAAUAAGCAUUUUAUUAAGAUAAAAAUGUUGCACCCCUGAAAAUGUACCGGUGUCAUAUUACACCCCUAUCUCCCCAUAACGGCCACCUCCCUACAACGGCCACUUCCUUCUGUCCCCAAGGUGCCGUAGUGAAGAGGUUCGACUGUAGUUCAUAAGCAAAAUGAACUGAAAAAAAGAUUUCACUUCCAUAUUGAUACACGGAUACUCAAUGAAUACUGCAAUUUAAAAGAAACAUCAAAACGCUUUUUGAUAAGACAAAUGAUUCUUUCAAAGAUUUGGAGGGCGUAGGGGGAGUUAAAAUUAUCAAAUUCAAAUUGUUGAUAAAAACAGCACGCUUCGUUUUGUUUUUGAUGUACUAAAUGAUUUCAAAUGCCCUAAAGUGUUGUAUUAAUAUGCUUUUUAAGUCAUGAUUAACGAUGUUAAAAGAUAUGUAUGCUCAUUGUUUUGGGGUUAAUGGAGCUACAGACGUGCACAUGUAGCUUAGACCUUCUCUCGGUCCGUCACGCAAACAACUGAACGAGUAGGAAGCUACUUAGUCGUGGGUUUCUAGUGUAAGAGGGAUAUAGUUCAUAUUGCUGUGAACUGUUUUAUUCCAGUAUUUUUAUGGCGAAGUUCUCUACUGAAGUUGAGAGAAUAAUACAAUAUUAACCUUGGAGCACGCUAUAAUGUAAAAAUCAUACCUUACAAUAUCAGCACGGUUUCAUAUUCGCGACAUUAUUAUGCAAGUAACUCCAUGGAAACGUGUUCCAGUAACAUUUUCCUCUAAGUAGGUUGACUCUACACGUAAGUUGUCUGCUCGCAACGAAACGUUGGCUAUUGUUACAAGUAACAAUUUCAAAACAUUUCCUUUGUAACAUUAAAGAUUAUCUGGCCAGGAAUAAAUACUAUCGUAAGUUAUUGAGACAGAGACAAUUGCCUCAUGUAUGAUCAGUUAGCUUCAUCCCAAAGUUGUUUAUAACCAUUUACAUAUGUACUGUUUUUUGUUUUUUUUUUCUUUUUUUGCUGCAACGUUCGUGUUUGGAUGUUUCAAAGUUCCCUAGUUUUUGUUUGCUUUCCCUGUUUUGUAUAUAGCAAAUUACGAAUUAAGAAAAUUACAGUACAUAUGUUAUGAUACUUUGUUAUCUGUUCUAUCAUAGUUUUAUCUAAAAUCUGGUAUCAUAUCAGACUUUUCCUUAGUUUUGAAACUGGGUAAUGGCACAGAACGAUUACUACAGGCAAAAAUGAUUAUUGUCUACUUAUGGAAAGCUGUCAUGAUCUUAUCAAACUGUGAAACUCUUUGGCGUCACAAAACCAUACUCAUUUAAAACAUCUCGGACUGAUCACGAAAAUUGAAACGCCGGGAAUGACAUGUAAAUUAACGUGCACGUACUGCACAACGAAUUCACCAUCAUGAUUGAUAAUGUAGGUCUUUCUACGCCAAAAACAUUUUUCAUUGAAAGUAAGAUAAGCACUUUUACCUGAGGCGACAAGACUAUCGAGUAGAAAGCAUUAAGAGAAUUUCUAGAAAUGUUUCCUGGGAUUUCCGGAGACAAAACAGUCUUUCUUAACUGCACGCGACGUUUAGCCUUGAGGUUUUAUAAAAGCACAGUUUCCAAUAAUCGUGCUUUGCGGAAUAAAAGAAUAGGCUGAUGUGAAACUCUGUAAGGUUUGUAGCAAAUAACAAUUAUAUUUUGGUAACUUUUUAUUCAAAGCUGAAUUCAUUGCAGUGUUGUCUUUUUUGCCUUAUUAAAUGACUUUCAGGCUUUAUAACUCCUCGUCUUACUUAAUAAUGUGUUCGACCAUUUGAUCAGACCAACAAAAUCCCUUUUGAAAUGACAGAAGAAGGAUACAAAGAUUAAUAUAUGUUAUCGCAUAAGUAACUUCACUGUUCAUGACGGUGUUCUUUGAUUAUUUCGUGUCGUUUUACUUUAGCGGUACUUCAUGAUCGUUAAUUUGCCGACGGCGCCACCUAAAAACUCGAAUGGAAUAAAUCACAAUGUCUGCCGACCCGCCAACAUGUCUUAAGCUGAACCACUUUUUAUUAAAUGCAAUUCGUACAGGCCACAAUUUUUUUAUAAAAAGAUUCUUUUAAAAAGACUUUAAAUUGCAGAAACAAUAUUUUUAGACUCUCGACUGAGCAAAACGACAGCAUGACAACUUUUAUGGCGCACUGUCAUUUUGAGGCGACACAUAUUAAAUUGCAAAAAUCUUGUGUUGACUCUGCAACGUCUCAAUUAGUUUACGCUUGUGGUAGUUGGUCGACUUAAGAGCUGUCAUCUAAUAUGCGGAGGUUAUAUUAUUUAUUUUAAUUCACUCAUAUAAAGAACAUUUUACUUCAUUUCACGUUAUUGCAAGAGUUUACCGAAUGACUAAACCACGCCGCGACCACGAAAGCGAGAGACAGCUAGAAACAUAAACAUGCGGAAGAGGCCGAAGCUACUGAAAUUGUUGGUUAGAAUUGUGAUAUCAUCCCAGCUUGAAAAUAAGAGAUGGUCUACGCUCUUCGCUUUUCAUUACAAGAAGUAAACUGCACAACAGCGCUGACUAGCACAAGUAUCCUGAACGAAGGGAUCUUCCACUGACUACAUUUUAACUCUUCACGACAAUUUCUAAAGCUGCAAAUCAACUUAGGCAUCAAUGGGAGACCCUACAAACUUUACCUCAGUUACUGAGACGGAAAAACACAUCAAGCUGGGUUUAUACGUGUUCACAUUCGUCCUUGGAGUAUCUGGAAACUUCCUUGUUCUUCUUGUCUUGUGGUCGAAAAAGCGGAAGUCGGUAAAUGACAUUCUUAUUUUUAACUUGUCAAUGUCUGACUUGACACUCAUGUUGCUGUCUUUACCGGUUAACGUAUUUCUCCUGGGUGGGGUCGACUUUCCAAUGGUGUUCUGCAAGUUAAUCUCUCCUCUUAUGACUGCCACAUUUAAUGUGAGUAUCUUUACUCUGACAUUCAUGGCCGUUUAUCGCUGCCGUGUUAUCAUCAACUCUUUAAAACCGGAAAUGCGUCACAGGAACGUCAACCUAUGGAUAAUCGUUAUUUGGAUCGUUGGAUUUCUGCUCCUACUUCCGCUUAUCAUCGUGGCAGAAACCGAAGAAAACGGGGGAUGUAUAGAGAGCUGGGAACCAGACCAAAGUCGCGUCUACACCGCUGUCCUGUUUACAUUGCAAUACGUCCUACCGCUGACAACCAUUGCCGGCGCUUACGUAAUGAUUGGAAUUGAAUUAAGGAAAGCCAAAGAGCGGCACGACUCCGACGCGCAGGACCGCUUUGCUUUAGAAGUACGACGAAAAGAAGACCUCCAAAUUAUCAAGAUGAUGGGCUUGAUAGUAGUAUUAUUCGCUCUCUGCAUGUUACCAAUUCAGAUCGCGUGGUUAAUUGCGGAUUAUGGAGCUGAAGGACAUAAGAAAGUUGGCCGUGUAUUAUUAAGAGUUGCUGAUAUCGCAGCCUAUUUACACGCCUGUGUUAAUCCCAUAGUUUAUGGAACUAUAACGAAGUAUUUUCGUCGUGAGUAUAUAAGAUAUGUAAGGGCUGUUUUCUGCUGCCGUAAACCGUGGUAAAUUAAAUCAACUCGAAUUAAGUUGUUCAGGCAUUUUAUUUGCACUGAAAGUAAAACUCCAAUAGUAUUAUACAUUCGGUGGGGGUGGUGUUCAAUGUCGUGAUCGUUCGCCUUUGAAUAAUAACAUACUUAGCAAAACAAGUUAACGGAGAUAAACACUGUAUAUAUGCCGGUCAUUGAUUUUACCUUUGCCUUUGCCUAAAUGCCAGUAACCCUUGAAUAAAUUGGAACCAAUCACAAAAAGAGAAACAUUUUUUCUCUUGCAGAGAGGAAAUCUUCCAUUUAAUGGUGAAUUGUUUAAAACUAUUAAAAAUAUGUUCUCGUCUUAAAGAAGGUUCCUUGUAGAAUAACAAAAGUUAAUGAAAGGGUUAAAUAUUCUUAAAUACGUGAAAAGCUAAUUUAAAAUCAUAUGUGAUUGACGUACAGGACCUUUUCUAACGCCAGAUGACUUUUUCUUUGUGAGAAUUUAAUUAAAGUAAGCCGCGGUGAAAAGGGACCUAAAGGAUCUCAGUGGAAUUGAUAGGUCGGUGUAUCCUUUUCUGUUUUGUGUUCUUAUGUAAGGCGUCUGUAAAUUGAAUACUACAGGUAAUUUUCCUCAUUCAUUAUUCAAGGUAUUUGCUACUGAAUUUUGAAAGACCCUUGAGUUGGCAGGCAUGUGUCACUGUUCGUGAAAUUCAGUUAAUCCCAUUGGCUGGUUCAGAGAGUUUCCAGUGGUCUGUAAGCUAUCGUGCGGAGAGAAUUUUAUUAGCUGUUAAAAUUUCAUCCAACGAAAAACAACGCUUUUCCUGGGUGGUCAACGAAAUUGAAAAUUGUGAAUUUCGGAAAGUCGCAAAACAUAUGUCUUGA